Nomia melanderi (Alkali bee) is the source of this 2271-nucleotide messenger RNA. RefSeq names its product dnaJ protein homolog 1. Gene Ontology annotation, molecular function: protein-folding chaperone binding. Lineage: Eukaryota; Metazoa; Arthropoda; Insecta; Hymenoptera; Halictidae. The record is from RefSeq and is a predicted model, not a curated record. Gene Ontology annotation, cellular component: cytosol.
AAUUCCCAUGUUCGGGCAGCGAGGAGGAAAUCAUCUCCGCGAAUAAGUGCCGGUACCCUAAACGCAUCGAGACGUUAUCGGGCCGCGAACCCUCGCGAUUCGUAUAGCCCGCGCUCCGUCACAGUUCACGUUUUCGAUCCUCCCAAGAGAGGGGUUACUGACGUCAUCGAAUAAGCGCUACGGAACUGCCGUCAAACCAUUCUCGAAAGUUCCGGAAGCCACCAGAAGGAAAGUUUGUAUAUAUGGACGGCGCAGCUUACGCGACACUUUAGUACGUGACGAGAGGUGUUAAAUGUUGUUUCGGCUGAUCUGUCAGAAGCAAGCAUCUCUUUGAUCGCAGCAACGUUUUUCGCGAACGGCCCAGUGAAUUCAGUGCCAAUUGGAUUUUCUGGUAUUUCGAACGAUCGCACGAACAACAACAGGGGAAUAUACGGGUCGCGCAAUGCAGCCUUAAAAGCGAUUGCCUCGUUGUAAGGUGCGAGCGCAGGCGGAGGGGAAAAGGAUCUCAAGUUCGGGGAACCGAUCGCUUUUAGAAAUUUCGUGUGUCUUAGAUUAUUAAUCGAUGGGGAAGGAUUACUAUAAUAUAUUAGGCAUAAACAAAGGUGCCACAGACGAUGAGAUCAAGAAGGCUUACAGGAAGCUAGCACUGAAGUACCAUCCUGACAAGAACAGAAGUGCAGAUGCGGAAGAGAAGUUUAAGGAAAUAGCGGAGGCUUAUGAGGUGUUAUCCGAUGCAAAGAAGAGGGAAGUCUAUGAUAAAUUCGGUGAAGAAGGAUUGAAGGGAGGAGCUGGGUCGGCCGGAGGAGCUGGAGGUGGAACAACGUACACUUACCAUGGAGAUCCUAAAGCAACGUUUGCUCAAUUCUUUGGCUCUACGAAUCCCUUCCAAACCUUCUUCGAAUUUAGUGAUCCAUUAGGAAAUAGGGUAUUCAAUUUCAACGAUGAUGACAUGGAUCUGAGUGACCCGCUUGGUCUGGGGAUUGGACCACAACGUGCACGCGGACGCGGACCUGGCCAGAGUGGAGCCUUCAGGUCGCAUUCGUUCAACUUUGUGGAGCCAACAGGCAGGGGAGGAGCUAAGGACCGUGUUCAAGAUCCAGCUAUAGAACACGACUUGUGUAUCAGCUUGGAGGAAAUUCUGACUGGCUGUACGAAGAAGAUGAAGAUCUCCAGGAGGGUUAUGCAACCUAACGGAUCCAUCAAGAGGGAAGACAAAGUUCUAACGAUCAACGUAAAACCAGGAUGGAAGGCUGGCACCAAAAUCACUUUCCAGAAAGAAGGAGACCAAGGCUGUGGGAAAGUCCCAGCGGACAUCGUUUUCAUCAUCAGGGAUAAGCCACACUCAUUGUUCAGAAGAGAGGGCAGCGACCUAAGAUACACUUGCAAAUUGAGUUUAAAACAAGCGUUAUGCGGCACUAUCAUCGAAGUUCCUACGCUUACCGGCGAGAAGAUCACCGUCAAUCUGACGAGCAAAAUUGUUAAACCAAAUUUGAUUCAGAGGAUUCAAGGUCACGGCCUACCAUUCCCGAAGGAACCAUCAAGGAAAGGCGAUCUUCUGGUAUCGUUCGAUAUAAAGUUCCCUGACACGUUAUCACAAAGUGCUAAGGACAUAUUGUACGACACCCUGCCAAAUUGAAUGCGUAAAUUGGAGAAAAGAAAAUAUAUAAAUAAUUGUCAUCACAACGACAGUCCUCUAAUCGUCCCGAUUGACGAGAGUAAACACGCGUGUUUGUACCAAUACGCGUAACGCGUGGUUAGAGAGAGCUGUGAAAGAUAUUUGUCGAGGCAAGGUAAAUAAUAAUUUUAUCAUAUGGCUAGGGAAGAGAAUGUAAUCUUCGCGUUCGCCAAAUGUAAACCGGAAAAAAAACAAAAAUCAGUUUUCUUGAUUUGGAUUUAUGCAGACUUGUUUUCGUUAGAAUUUCAAACGGAAAAGAGAAAAAAACACGUGUAAACGAGGGAUAAUUAGCUUUCUCCGUACGAUGGAAUGUACUUAGCCUCCUCAUGUGGAAAGAAAGAUCCUAAAUACUGACUAAGAUUAAAUAUAUUACAUUAAGUUAUAUGCGAUUUAAUGGUGAGCGUUUGUUGCAGUGCAACUCUGUAUGAAUGAAAUUCAAAUUCGUUCAUCAUGUACAUUCAGAGUAUGUAGUCUGUAUAUGUGUUGGAGAGAAUGGAUACUUGUGCGAAUGAUAUGUAUUAUGUUAAAUAGCAUAAAUGUAUGCAAAUGCCUGUCAUGUGUGAGUGAUAAUCACUGCAGAAAUAUGACAAAUUGAA